CUCAAAAUCAGCUCUCAUCCUCCUUGAAGAAAAUCAAAGCUGCGGGCGGCUACGUGUUCUUGUUCUUCAUCAAAUCGAAAGUAUGGCGUAUGCAGCAAUGAAGCCGACAAAACCAGGGCUGGAGGAGCCCCAGGAGCAGAUUCACAAGAUUAGGAUCACUCUUUCUUCCAAAAACGUUAAGAAUCUUGAGAAAGUGUGUGCGGAUUUGGUCCGUGGUGCUAAGGACAAGAGGCUCAAGGUAAAGGGACCUGUGCGAAUGCCCACAAAGGUUCUUAACAUUACCACUAGGAAGUCUCCCUGUGGAGAAGGCACUAAUACAUGGGACAGGUUUGAGCUGCGGGUUCACAAGCGUGUGAUUGACCUUUUUAGCUCCCCAGAUGUUGUCAAGCAGAUCACCUCAAUCACUAUCGAACCUGGUGUUGAGGUUGAGGUCACCAUUGCUGAUUCUUAGAAUCUUAAUUGUUUUCAUUAGGUUGUUGAAUUACCCGUUUAUCUGUUUAAGUACAUUAGUUGUUUGGAAUUUCUUUUGUGGUCAUCUUAAUUUUGGGGUUAAUGUUUGCAGACGAAGUGUAGUAGAGGUUUUCUUUUGUUCCAACUACAGUUUUGCAGUUAAAAGCAGAUACUAUUUGAUAUUCAGAAGAGAAUGUGUGUUUGUUAA
This is a messenger RNA of Solanum verrucosum, 658 nucleotides long. RefSeq names its product 40S ribosomal protein S20-2. Gene Ontology annotation, cellular component: ribosome; cytosolic small ribosomal subunit. Lineage: Eukaryota; Viridiplantae; Streptophyta; Magnoliopsida; Solanales; Solanaceae. Gene Ontology annotation, molecular function: structural constituent of ribosome; RNA binding. The record is from RefSeq and is a predicted model, not a curated record. The transcript has 3 exons. Gene Ontology annotation, biological process: translation. The coding region runs from base 83 to 451 and encodes 122 amino acids.